Molecule: messenger RNA, 2452 nt
Organism: Callorhinchus milii (elephant shark)
Lineage: Eukaryota; Metazoa; Chordata; Chondrichthyes; Chimaeriformes; Callorhinchidae
Product: hemicentin-1-like
Exons: 12
Coding region: 27-2384 (785 amino acids)
Source: RefSeq, a predicted model, not a curated record
UCUCUGUCUCUCUCCCUAACGUGUAUAUGUGGUGGUUUCCAGCCGCGAGGAUGUUGGUGGCUGCUCUGCUCAUUCUGGUCACUAAUUUGGAGCAGGUGGGAGCUUUCAGUCUGACCGUCACUGAGAGUCACAUAGAAGCCACAGCCGGACAAUCUGUGUACUUCCUGGUAAUGCCCAGUGAACAGGGAAGUUUUACUAUAACAUGGACAGUCAACACCAGCUCCACAAUCGCAGCAGCACAGGGAACAACAGUGAAGUACUAUGGAGACUACCAGGGUCGGGCUGAGCUUUACCCCAACAAUGCCACUCUACGUCUGGACACAGUGACUCCGGCUGAUUCCGGUUCGUACUCAGUGACUGUGUUUGAAUUAAACCACGGAUCAGCCUCAGCAGCUUUACAACUGCGUGUUCACACCCUGGUGUCCAAUGUGAGCAUCAGCCUGAGUCCAGACAAGGAGAUAUUUAUCGAGAAUGAAGACACAGUGACACUGAGAUGUACAGCGAUGGGAUCGUUCCCCACCUAUUCCUGGGCACUGGAUGGAAACCCGUUACCUCUAACCCCACGUUACACACUGUCUGCAGAUAAUAGCACUCUGACAAUCAGCCCCGUACACAGGAGCGACAGUGGAGGGUUUAUUUGCACGGCCAGUUACCUGGUGGGCAGUGACAGCAGUAAACCAGUGAAGCUGGUGAUAACUUAUGGCCCUGAUCCACUCACCUUUAUUGUGAGUGGGCAGGUGAUAUGUGACAGUUUGGUCCCAGGACAGUACUGUGGGAAGGAGGGAGAUUUGAUGACCCUCAACUGUCAGACGAAAUGUUUCCCAGAGUGUAACUACAGGUGGACACAUAACACCACAGUCAUUGCCGGCAACACCUCACAGCUGCCUAUAGAGAGCCUCACGUUCAACAACAGCGGGGAUUACACUUGCAAUGUGAAGAAUGAUUACACCACGAUUAGCCGCACGGAGAAGGUUUCAAUCCUCGUGUACACUCUGCUGUCCAAUGUAAGCAUCAGCCUGAGUCCAGACAAGGAGAUAUUUAUCGAGAAUAAAGACACAACGACAUUGAGGUGUACAGCGAUGGGAUUGUUCCCCACCUAUUCCUGGGCACUGGAUGGACACCCGUUACCUGUAACCCCACGUUACACACUGUCUGCAGCUAAUAGCACUCUGACAAUCAGCCCCGUACACAGGAACGACAGUGGAGGGUUUAUCUGCGCGGCCAGUAACCCGGUGAACAGUGACAGCAGCAAACCAGUGAAGCUGGUGAUAACUUAUGGCCCUGAUCCACCCACAGUAUAUAUGAGUGGGCAAGUGAUAUGUGACAGUUUGGUCCCAGGACAGUACUGUGGGAAGGAGGGAGAUUUAGUGACGCUCAACUGUCAGACGAAAUGUUUCCCAGAGUGUAACUACAGGUGGACACAUAACACCACAGUCAUUGCCGGCAACACCUCACAGCUGCCUAUAGAGAGCCUCACGUUCAACAACAGCGGGGAUUACACUUGCAAUGUGAAGAAUGAUUACACCACGAUUAGCCACACGGAGAAGGUUUCAAUCCUCGUGUACAGGGCUCCCACACAGCAGAUCACAUGCGGAGCAGCAGAUAAAGGAACAGCAUUGGUGUUGAUGUGCUCCUGGGCUGGUGGGGUGCCAGACUCUGUCCUUCAGCUGAAGGUCGGACAGACGAUUGUCAAUGCGACAAACGAGGGGAAUGUCACCAUCACAAAGGAUCAGCUCAGCUCCCGAGAGAUCUUCACAUGUGUUGGACGCCAUGUUGUCUCUGACAGUCAAUGCUCUAUAGUUAUUGAUAAACCCCAGAGAGCGUCAGGGUCUGAGCCUCAGGUGGAAGUGGGGAAGGAGGCAGAUGUGACCUUAGACGUGUCACUGACAGACACAGUGCGGGUGUCAGACCCUGGCCUGCUGCCCGCACACUUUACAUGGUCGAAGGAAGACAACUCCAUCACUGGCUCUGACGGCAAGUUCAUCAUCACCUCAGGACUAACCUUCUCUAAACUGCUCAUCAGUAAAUUCCAGGCAACCGAUCAGGGCACAUAUCAAUGCCGUGUCACUAACGCAAUGGGAGAGAACUUCUUCCAAUUUGACGUGACUUUGAAAGGCGGAGUGAAUGUGGCCCUGAUAGUGGGGACAAUAGUGGGGGCUGUGGCUGUGGUGGUCAUUGCAACACUCGCUGUGGUGUACGUUUACAGGAAACGUAAGGAAGCCAAAACACAGCAAGAGACAGAGGGUGAACCAUACUACGAGACCAUUGAUGUCAGAGCUUCCUCUGCCAAUGUCUCCCAGAAGGAUUCAGGCCCUUACAUGGACCUUGGAAAGCACCAAAAAGAUAUUUAUCACAAUUUACGUCGUAAUGGCACCAGGAAGUAGAUAGCUGUGACAACGUAGAUCGAUUUCAAGAUCCUUUCAAUCAUCUACAAAUCUCUUCAGGCUCUGGC